ACUAGUGUGUGUGUGUGUGUGUGUGUAGGCUAAGCGUAGUGUUUUGUUCUGUAUAACGCGCCCGCCUGCAGUGGAUACAGCCUUCAUCAAGCUGUGAAACUCAUGCUCAGUUAGGCUAAAACCUAGGGAGUUAAUAGUUCAUUCGCUUUUUAAGAGUAGGCCUUCUGUUCAGAGCGAAAGUAGGUGUGCUGACGCAGCCGAAAGUGGCAAGUUCUUAUAUUUGCCGGUAAAACAGACCUGGACCGGGAACUUUUGAAUCCCAAAACUAGAUUCUAACUGCAUUUUCCCGGUAAAAAUCUAGCAGACGAUUAAGAUGUCGGCCAAGCUGUAUUAUUUCUACCAUCGCGGCGCAGCGGAGUUAACUCGUUUGACGUGUGUAGCUGCUGGAAUAGAGAGUUGACAUGCUCUUUGAGGGAGGUCGCGACUUCACCACACCGAGCCUAGCCAUAGGAUUCCGGCCCGAGGCGGAUGUGCUGAGCAACGUGAAGAACGACAUCAUGCCCAAAUACAUGCCCAUAUUUGAGAAGGUAGCGUCAGAGAACGGCACAGGCUACCUGGUGGGAGACAGCCUCACGAUAGCUGACCUCAGUGUGCUGGAGGGACUCUUGACAUUCACAGAGUACUUUGGCAAAGAAAUAUUUGAGGGAUUUCCAGCGCUAGAGAAAUUCUUCAACAAGGUGACAUCCCUGGAGAAAAUAUCGGCUUAUCUGAAGAGCCCUCGCAGGAAGAAGAAGAAUGAUGAGCACUGCAUCGCCAAAGUCAAAGAAAUUCUUGACUGGAAUUGAAUUAAUGUGACAAUAAACUUUACCGAUACGUUGUAUUGUAAGCAGUAAAAGUGGACUUCCUUUUCAUUCAUUGUACCCGGUACUGUUAUCGAUCAGAUUGCCUGUUUAAAAUCAUUUCAAAGUCUAUUGGGCCCUGUUUCGUAUUGUGAAUGGUGAUCAAUAUUUUUUUAAAAAUUAAUUUACACAAAUGAACCAUGUAAAAGUAAGAUAUUGAAUAUUAGAUAUGAAGGUGAUCAUUAUUUUUUUUUAAUUUACACAAAUGAACCAUGUAAAAGUAAGAUAUUAUUAAAUUUACUGGUACUCUGUUUGUGCAGCGAUUGAGAGUUUUGUGAGAAGUUACAUGAGUAUUAGACUUUUGGGUCGAGUAUCUUGAGUAUCAUUGGGUCAGCUUUUCAUCAUGUUGCAGUUGUUAUUCAAUUGUUGCUUUUUUUCUCUCUCUAUUUUUGUUGAUGUUUUCAAAAUGACCAUUUACACAAUAAAAGUUGUGCGAAAAUAG
This is a messenger RNA of Aplysia californica (California sea hare), 1281 nucleotides long. RefSeq names its product glutathione S-transferase alpha-5. The record is from RefSeq and is a predicted model, not a curated record. NCBI's taxonomy places the organism in Eukaryota, Metazoa, Mollusca, Gastropoda, Aplysiida, Aplysiidae. Gene Ontology annotation, biological process: glutathione metabolic process. Gene Ontology annotation, molecular function: glutathione transferase activity.